Cebus imitator (Panamanian white-faced capuchin) is the source of this 3576-nucleotide messenger RNA. RefSeq names its product isoleucyl-tRNA synthetase 2, mitochondrial (gene IARS2). Gene Ontology annotation, biological process: isoleucyl-tRNA aminoacylation. The transcript has 22 exons. Gene Ontology annotation, cellular component: cytosol. The coding region runs from base 136 to 3099 and encodes 987 amino acids. The record is from RefSeq and is a predicted model, not a curated record. NCBI's taxonomy places the organism in Eukaryota, Metazoa, Chordata, Mammalia, Primates, Cebidae. Gene Ontology annotation, molecular function: aminoacyl-tRNA deacylase activity; tRNA binding; ATP binding.
UACCCGCUUCUUCCCCGCCCCUUCCGUUUCCCCGACGCGUGCGCCCUUUUAUUCGGCUCUCCUAGGUUUCCGGGGGUCCUGCCCCUUCCAGCCGGGGCGGGAGCGGAGGACCACACGCCUAGGAGUAGCCCGACCAUGCGUUGGGGGCUGCGCCCUCGCGGGCCUGGGGCCGCGGCCCUGGCCACGGCCCGAAGUUUGUGGGGGACGCCUCGCUUUCCCUGCCGCCCGGGAUGGCUACAGGCGACGAAAAGGCUUCUGGUGCAGUCGGUCUCCGGGGCCAGUAACCACCAGCCGAACUCGAAUAGCGGCAGAUACCGGGACACGGUGCUGCUACCACAGACCACCUUCCCCAUGAAGCUGCUGGGCCGCCAGCAGCCGGACACGGAACUGGAGAUCCAGCAGAAAUGUGGAUUUUCAGAACUUUAUUCAUGGCAAAGAGAAAGAAAAGUAAAGACAGAAUUUUGCCUUCAUGAUGGACCUCCUUAUGCAAAUGGUGACCCUCAUGUUGGACAUGCUUUAAAUAAGAUUUUGAAAGACAUAGCCAAUCGAUUCCAUAUGAUGACUGGUUCCAAAAUACAUUUUGUGCCCGGCUGGGAUUGUCAUGGGUUGCCCAUUGAAGUAAAAGUAUUAUCAGAACUUGGUGGAGAAGCUCAGAAUCUUUCAGCUAUAGAAAUUCGAGAGAAAGCUAGAUCAUUUGCUAAAGCAGCCAUUGAGAAACAGAAAUUAGCAUUUAUACGUUGGGGAAUAAUGGCAGAUUGGAAUAAUUGCUACUUUACAUUUGAUGGGAAGUAUGAAGCCAAACAGUUGAGAACUUUUUACCAAAUGUAUGAAAAGGGCUUGGUUUAUCGAUCUUAUAAACCUGUGUUUUGGUCUCCCUCAUCUAGGACUGCAUUGGCUGAAGCAGAACUUCAAUAUAAUCCUGAGCAUGUCAGUCGUUCCAUAUAUGUAAAAUUUCCUCUCUUAAAACCUUCUCCUAAAUUGGCAUCUCUUAUAGAUGGUUCAUCUCCUGUUAGUUUUUUGGUCUGGACCACACAGCCUUGGACAAUUCCAGCCAAUCAAGCUGUUUGCUAUAAGCCAGAAUCGAGGUAUGCUGUUGUGAAAUGUUCUAGGUCUGGAGACCUCUACAUACUGGCUGCAGAUAAAGUAGCAUCUGUUGCUUCUACUUUGGAAACAACGUUUGAGACUAUUUCAACAUUUUCAGGUGUAGAUUUGGAAAAUGGUACUUGUAGUCAUCCAUUAAUUCCUGAUAAAGCCUCUCCUCUUUUACCUGCAAAUCAUGUGACCAUGGCAAAAGGAACAGGAUUGGUUCACACAGCCCCAGCUCAUGGUAUGGAAGAUUACAGUGUAGCGUCUCAGCACAACCUGCCCACGGAUUGUUUAGUGGACGAAGAUGGAGUUUUCACAGAUGUCGCAGGUCCUGAACUUCAAAACAAGGCUGUCCUCGAAGAGGGAACUGAUGUGGUUAUAAAGAUGCUUCAGACCGCAAAGAAUUUGUUGAAAGAAGAAAAAUUGGUACACAGCUAUCCCUAUGACUGGAGGACUAAGAAACCCGUGGUUAUUCGUGCCAGCAAGCAGUGGUUUAUAAACAUCUCGGAUGUUAAGACUACAGCCAAGGAAUUGUUAAAAAAGGUGAAAUUUAUUCCUGGAUCAGCACUGAAUGCCAUGGUUGACAUGAUGGACAGGCGGCCAUAUUGGUGUAUAUCAAGGCAAAGAACUUGGGGUGUUCCAAUUCCUGUGUUUCAUCAUAAGACAAAGGAUGAAUACUUGAUCAACAGCCAAACUAUUGAGCAUAUUGUUAAACUAGUGGAACAGCACGGCAGUGAUAUCUGGUGGACUCUUCCCCCUGAGCAACUUCUUCCAAAAGAAGUCUUAUCUGAGGUUGGUGGUCCUGAUGCCUUGGAAUAUGUGCCAAGUCAGGAUAUUUUGGACAUCUGGUUUGAUAGUGGAAUUUCAUGGUCUAAUGUUCUGCCAGGUCCUGACCAAAGAGCAGAUUUGUACUUGGAAGGAAAAGACCAGCUUGGGGGUUGGUUUCAGUCAUCCUUAUUAACAAGUGUGGCAGCAAGGAAGAAAGCACCUUAUAAGACAGUGGUUGUUCAUGGAUUUACCCUUGGAGAAAAGGGAGAAAAGAUGUCCAAGUCUCUUGGGAAUGUCAUUAAUCCUGAUGUUGUCAUUAAUGGAGGACAAGAUCAAAGCAAAGAGCCUCCCUAUGGUGCUGAUGUCCUUCGCUGGUGGGUAGCUGCGUCCAAUGUCUUCACUGAAGUUACAAUUGGCCCAUCCGUGCUCAAUGCUGCCAGAGAUGAUAUUAACAAGCUUAGGAAUACACUCCGCUUUCUUUUGGGAAAUGUGGCUGAUUUCAACCCAGAAACCGAUUCCAUCCCUGUUAAUGAUAUGUAUGUCAUAGACCAGUAUAUGCUACACUUACUGCAGGAUUUGGCAAACAAGAUUACCGAAUUAUACAAACAAUAUGAUUUUGGAAAAGUGGUUCGGCUGUUACAGACAUUUUAUACCAGAGAACUCUCUAACUUUUAUUUCAGUAUAAUCAAAGAUAGGCUUUAUUGUGAAAAGGAAAAUGACCCCAAACGACGCUCUUGUCAGACUGCAUUAGUUGAAAUUUUGGAUGUAAUAGUUCGUUCUUUUGCUCCCAUUCUUCCUCACCUGGCUGAAGAGGUGUUCCAGCACAUACCUUAUAUUAAAGAGCCCAAGAGUGUUUUCCGUACUGGGUGGAUUAGUACUAGUUCUAUCUGGAAGAAGCCUGGGUUGGAAGAAGCUGUGGAGAGCGCAUGUGCAAUGCGAGAUUCAUUUCUCGGAAGCAUCCCUGGCAAAAAUGCAGCUGAGUACAAGGUCAUCAUCGUGAUAGAACCGGGACUGCUUUUUGAGAUAAUAGAGCUUUCACAUGCUUCCUUCCAGAUGCUGCAGUCUGAAGAGACUUCCAGCACCUCUCAGUUGAAUGAAUUAAUGAUGGCUUCUGAGACAACUUUACUGGCUCAGGAACCACGAGAGAUGACUGCAGAUGUAAUUGAGCUUAAAGGGAAAUUCCUCAUCAACUUAGAAGGUAAGAAGGACAUGAAAAUAACAAGUAACAUCUGGAGAACUGAAUAAUCAUAAGCCAUCUCCAACUUUCCAGUGAACUAGAUUUAUUCUAAAGGCAGUUAUAUACUUGGAAUACAUCCUUCUAUGGAAAUAAUAUAAAUGGUUACCAAGUUUCUAAGCCCACUCUUAAAACUCUCUUAUCUGAUGAUCCUGGGAACUGAGGGCUAGGGACAGAAGAGACUUUCUUUCUGUCCUUUGAAUAAAUAUUGGUUAUUGUACGUGAGGUUUAUGUUAGUCUGACUUGCUCCCAUUUCCCUUUGUGUCCCCCUGCCUUGAUACUUAGUACCCCAGUACUGGCGCAGGCCUGCCCACCAUUCCUCAGUGUUGAUGCAAAAAUUUCCUGUUAAUGUAUACCCCAGAUUAAAAUAUUUAGCCAUUCUUUUGAGGGGUUAAGGAGGAAGUUUUGUUGAGCUCAUUCUAACGAUAGUAUGUCAUAAGGAAGCAUUUUGUAGAUGCUUGUUUUAUAGAUUUAAAAAGUUAACCUGG